AUGCCAACAAUCCUCGAGCUAAUUAAAAGUGAGAAACAAGCGCAGGAUGAGGAAGAGAGUCGACCGGCGAUUGUCGCCGUCGAGGCUAGCCGCUCUUUCAUCAUGGACACGAAGCCGGAUCCUUCAGAGAAUAUCUCUCUAGAGAUGUGUGUCCUCCGGGUUGAAGAAUUUGACAAGAUGUUUCGCAUCGACUUGAUCGACCGAGAGCUCGAAUCGGAUGGAGACUCAUUGUUGAAAACGUUUGACUCCCUCGAUCAGGCCAGGCGCAGCAAGUUCCUGUUUCAAUUGACGAUAUGGAAGAACCGCAAGUCGGAGCUCAAUCGAUUGGAAUACCGUCGGGGAUUUAGUUACCGUUUUGAAAAGCUGCUACGGGCUGAGCCAAUUCCUCUCGAUGGGGGUGUCGGUCAUGUGGUCCAUUCUCCUAAGCGUUACUGUGCUAAUUCGCCGCGUUUUUCGAGCGACAAUUGUACUCUCACCACUCCGACACGCGAAGACCAAAGCAUCGACGCUGAUGAGACGGCUGUUGACAGAGCUAAUGCAAAAGUAACACCGGUUGCUCAGGUGUCCGGGAAACGAAAGGUAACGAAGGACGACGGGGGCGUGGCUGCACCGAAGAAAACACGCAAAUCCAAUCCAAAGUCGCUUUGUUUCGACUCACCUGAGCAAAUAUCAAGUGCAGCGGACCGAGCCUGA
This is a messenger RNA of Phytophthora nicotianae INRA-310, 693 nucleotides long. RefSeq lists its product as hypothetical. Bases 1 to 693 code for a protein of 230 amino acids. The record is from RefSeq and is a predicted model, not a curated record. The transcript has 2 exons. Lineage: Eukaryota; Oomycota; Peronosporomycetes; Peronosporales; Peronosporaceae.